Molecule: messenger RNA, 1246 nt
Organism: Lolium perenne
Lineage: Eukaryota; Viridiplantae; Streptophyta; Magnoliopsida; Poales; Poaceae
Source: RefSeq, a predicted model, not a curated record
AUGGCACCUCCUCCUGCACCCAGGUCCUCAAUUGGGGAGCAAAGCGCGCACGAACCUGCUCUCCUACCAAUACAAAUACUGAUCCGAUUUGCCGCUGCGUUGUGUCGUCGCAGGAGAGACUGGGCUAAUCUUACGGAUGGGCCGGCGGGGCUCAUCGCCGAGCGCGUCCUCGCACAUGACGUCGUUGACUACAUUCGCUUCCGUGCCGUGUGCUGCCAGUGGCGUCGAUGCUCCUCCGAGCCCCGCUCGCACAGCGGCUUGGACCGCCAGUUCCAUCCCUGGAGGUGGAUCAUGCUCCGGGAGAAACUCGCCGUGCCGGACCGCCGCCGCUUCCUCAGCACAUCAACCGGUGAGUGCAUCCAGGUUGACAUCCCGGAGCUCCGCGACCAUGAGCUGCUCGCCAUAACCCCUGAGGGACUCCUCGUCCUCGUCCAUGACCGCAACCACAUCCGACUCCUCAACCCGCUGACCCACCAGCUUACUAAGCUGCCGCCACUGACCACGCUUAUUCCUCCAGAGAAUCACAACAAGCUUUCUCGCGAUAACAGCCAGUUUUACAUCGAUUUCGGAGCGUGGGGCUCUGGCAUUGCCAAUGACGAUUCAACCGUGGUACUCUCCUUCAGCAGGCGUAGCAUGAUUGGCAUGGCCAAGCCUGGCGACGACCACUGGACGCUGCUAAAAUACCAAUACGAUUGGGAGCCCAGGGUGACUUGGUGAGGUGUUAUGACGCGUAUCGAGUGGAUUUGGACACCAAGACACUACUCCCGGUCAAGAGCUUGGGCGGUGGCGCGGGGCGCGCGGUGUUCAUGGACACAUAUUGCUCUCUCUCGGUGUCCCUAGAUGUUUUCCCGUCUGGCUCCAUGUCUGCUGACACCUUCUACUUGAGCUAUGGCACUGGCGUAGAAGCAUAUCGUCUCGCGGAUGGAAAAAGCGGCGAAGGCAUCGGAAGAUACAAGAGUAGCCUUGUGGCACGGCCACCUACUCUUGUUGAAUGUCUAUCUUUCUCCGUAACCCUGUGAGAAACUAUUCAGGAGUAGGAAGCGUGCGUUAUGCACUUUUUUGUCCAUGCGAAGAAGGAGGAAAAUCAUAAAACCAUCCUAAGAAAGUGAGUGAGUGAAAUUAUGUUAGGAGAUCGAGUAGGCUUUUUUAAUUUGUUACUCCAUGAAUCUUCAUGUAAAAUUCCUCAUUAAUUAAUACGGAGUAAGUAAUAUAAUGGAGCAAAGGGUUCGCCCCGUUUUGAACAAAA